Molecule: messenger RNA, 555 nt
Organism: Fonsecaea multimorphosa CBS 102226
Lineage: Eukaryota; Fungi; Ascomycota; Eurotiomycetes; Chaetothyriales; Herpotrichiellaceae
Exons: 2
Coding region: 1-555 (184 amino acids)
Source: RefSeq, a predicted model, not a curated record
AUGCCGGAAUCAUCAAUCCUCUAUUCAGCAGCACCCUACCACAUCAUUAGCUAUGGUGUGCUCCUGGGUACGACUACUUUCCAAUCUUUCGUUGGGGGUAUCGUAGCCUUCAAAUCGCUACCUCGACCUCAGUUUGCAACCCUCCAGCAAGCGACAUUCCCCAUAUACUUCGCCAUGCAGACCGCCUUGCCUGUGGCCCUCGCACUGACAUUCCCCGCCGAGAGGACUGCGAUCGGAACGAACCCUGCUAGCAUAGCGGGCGUCCUACAUCCAGAAAACAGACUACACGUAUUUACCCCGCUGGUGACAAUGCUUGUCUCGGGACUGUUGAACAUGGCGUACCUCGGACCCGCAACGACCAAAUGCAUGCGCGAGAGGAAACACCAGGAGACUAGGGAUGGGAAAAAGAGCUACGAUCCUCCGCCCCAUAGCACAGAGAUGCAAGCACUCAAUAAGAGAUUUGAGAGGCUGCAUGGCACCUCUUCGUUGGUGAACCUGGUGUCGUGGGCUGCUAUGGUCUGGUACGGCUUCUAUCUCGGGCAAAGGAUUGCUUGA